UUUCCCCUGUUAAGACUCAACACAGCUCAGAAGCCUCACAGAAGGCGAGCUGGAAGGAGCUUACAGUAAUGUGUUUCUCUCUUAGGCGCGCUUUGUUUUAGUCUCCUUCUUUUAUUAUGGAGGCCCCCGGCGACGACAGGAAAAGGAAGCCGUUUGGGAACCGUUUCCUCACUGAUCCGACUCGCCUUUUCCAGCACAAUGCUUGGGAUAACGUGGAAUGGUCUGAAGAGCAGGAAGCUGCUGCCCGAGCAAAAGUCCAAGAAAACAGCAUCCAGUUUGUACCACAAGAUCAGCAAGAUGCUUAUGAGGUAAAUGCCAACAAGCAUUGGAAUGACUUCUACAAAACUCAUGAAAAUGGGUUUUUCAAGGACAGACACUGGCUGUUCACAGAAUUUCCUGAACUGUUGCCAAACUUGUGUGACAAUGAGGAUGGCGCAUGUGUCACCAAAGAUGCUGUGAGAAAUGUCAGAAUCUCAGACCUUGGAAGCAGCAGUGUCCAUGGACUUGAUUCAGUAACGAAUGAUACCUUGAAGCGUCUAACUUCUGAGCCAGACAGUAGUGACAUGAUCCAUGCAGAGGUGGUCCCAGGAUCAAAGACAUUAGAGGAACAAAAACUAAGAGAAGGUGACUUCCCAGGGUCAUCUGCAACUUAUCGAAUACUAGAGGUGGGAUGUGGUGCUGGAAACACAGUCUUCCCCAUCCUCCAAACUAACAAUGAUCCAGGCUUGUUUGUGUAUUGCUGUGAUUUCUCCACUACAGCAGUGGAUCUUGUCAAGGCCCAUCCAGAAUAUGAUACUUCUCGUUGUUUUGCCUUUGUUCACGACCUGUGCAAGAGUGAGAUGUCCUUUCCAAUGCCAGAGGAAAGUCUUGAUGUGGUGGUUCUCAUUUUUGUCCUUUCAUCAAUUCUUCCAAAAAAAAUGCAGUGCAUAAUCAACAGACUUAGCCAGCUUCUGAAACCUGGGGGAAUGAUUUUGUUACGUGAUUAUGGCCGUUACGAUCUUGCUCAACUCCGCUUUAAGAAAGGUCAAUGUCUGGCUGAUAACUUCUACGUGAGAGGAGAUGGCACCCGAGUCUAUUUUUUCACACAAGAUGAAUUGGAAUUGCUGUUCUCUACUGCUGGCUUGGAGAAAGUUCAAAACAUGGUGGACCGACGUCUUCAGGUGAACAGAGGAAAACAAGUCACAAUGUACAGGGUGUGGAUCCAGUGCAAAUAUCGCAAGCUUCCCAGGCAAAGGAAAGAUGGGGAGUUGGUGGAAGAAAGAACUCCCUUCCAACACUGUAGCUGAAUAUGUUAGAGUCCUCCCUGUGGGGAAACUGCCCCAUGAUGUAAGGAAAAUUAUCACCAACUUGGUCAAGCUGUAGAGCUCCACUGUGCUUUACUGACACUGGUCUCAGCAUAUCUGGAGAGAGAGAAUUUUAAGAUUGUGGGCUGGGAUGGGUAGAGAAUGCUCAUUAUGUAUAAUGAACUCAGUGUUGCGGGCUUGUAUGUGCCCAUACUACUUCUUCCUCCUGGCCAAAUAUUUUUUUAAAAAAUUAUACUUUAAAACUGAUUAUAGUUCUGCAUUUUGACUGACAUUAUAGUUAGUUUAAACUAUGGUUAGUGUAAACCACUAAGAUUAAACCAUGGUUUAUCAUCCUGACUUGACUGUUGCCUUCCUACAUUUGGGUAUAAUGGGGACUAGCGCUACCUGAAAAGAGCAGAACAGAUGCUACUGCUUGCCAGGAGAAGAGAUGACUUAGAUUUAUUCAGGCCUGUCAUUUGUUACUAGACAUUGCAGGCCUACUCUUGUCUAGCUGUACCUCUUGAGAUCAUUAAGAGGAGCUAUGCUGGUUCACACCAAAUCCUAGUUAGUCUUGCACUCUUUUCCUACAACUGUAACAACCUAUGCUUCUAGAAAGCCCACAUACAGGACACGAGGCAAUAGUGCUCUUCUGGUCAUGUUAGCUGACAGCUAGGAGUCUGAGAUGUACUGCCUCCAUUCAUGGACAUAAUUUAUACCAAUUAUGACUAAAAGCCAUUA
Messenger RNA from Sceloporus undulatus (fence lizard), 2021 nucleotides. Its product is annotated as tRNA N(3)-methylcytidine methyltransferase METTL2-like. Gene Ontology annotation, molecular function: tRNA (cytidine-N3)-methyltransferase activity. NCBI's taxonomy places the organism in Eukaryota, Metazoa, Chordata, Lepidosauria, Squamata, Phrynosomatidae. The transcript has 9 exons. Bases 117 to 1286 code for a protein of 389 amino acids. The record is from RefSeq and is a predicted model, not a curated record.